AACUGGUGUAGAAAGAGCACUUUGUCUUUCAGUAUCCUGCUCUGAUGACAGGCAUGGCUGUGGUCGACUAAAUCCGGUCCUUUUUCAGUAUGUCGGAAAGCUAGCGACAUGUGUCUGAAGCAUACUUGUUAAAGGAGUUUUGUUUUCCCAGUUUAAGAGUUCGAGGCAGUUUAAAAAUGGACUCUGAAAACACGUCGGGAACCAGAGCCGAAGGAAGCGCUGCCAUGGACUGUGAAACCGACGCAUCUGCAGAAUUUAAGAAAGUCAAAACAAAAAAGAGUAGUAAGCGUAAACUGAGAGACGCGGACAUGGAAUCUGAGGAUACUGUGGCUUGCAAGAGACCAGAUUUUCCGCCCAUUUCAGGCGAGAAAUUAAAGGGAGGAUCAGAUGAAAUGCGAAAAGUUCCAGUACCUGCUCAUCGGUACACGCCAUUGAAGGAAAACUGGCUGAAGAUUUUCACCCCAAUUGUUGAACAUUUACAGCUGCAGGUCAGGUUCAACCUGAAAACUAGGAAUGUUGAAAUCAAAACGUGUAAAGAAACGCAGGACAUUGGUGCGCUGACGAAAGCCGCAGAUUUUGUGAAAGCGUUUGUGUUAGGAUUUCAAGUGGAGGAUGCACUUGCACUUAUCAGACUAGAUGAGCUUUUUCUGGAAACCUUUGAUGUUACAGAUGUGAAACCGCUGAAGGGAGACCACCUGUCCAGGGCUAUCGGAAGAAUAGCGGGUAAAGGAGGGAAAACCAAGUUCACCAUCGAGAAUGUGACGCGGACACGCAUUGUGCUCGCCGAUUCAAAAGUACACAUAUUGGGAUCUUUCCAGAACCUUAAAAUGGCAAGGACUGCUAUAUGUAACCUCAUCUUAGGAAGUCCACCGUCGAAGGUAUAUGGAAACAUUCGAGCAGUGGCCACCCGGGCAGCAGAGAGGUUCUAACCACUUCAGACACCUGAUACACGUGACUGGCUGAGACGUGCACAAGUGACACAAAAAAGAAAAAAAAUAAAGAAAAAAAAUUUAAAAAGGA
This is a messenger RNA of Conger conger (European conger), 1020 nucleotides long. RefSeq names its product partner of NOB1 homolog (gene pno1). The record is from RefSeq and is a predicted model, not a curated record. Gene Ontology annotation, cellular component: nucleolus. Gene Ontology annotation, molecular function: RNA binding. The transcript has 7 exons. The coding region runs from base 177 to 929 and encodes 250 amino acids. NCBI's taxonomy places the organism in Eukaryota, Metazoa, Chordata, Actinopteri, Anguilliformes, Congridae.